Messenger RNA from Dracunculus medinensis (Guinea worm), 1902 nucleotides. The record is from the annotation of a GenBank genome assembly. Lineage: Eukaryota; Metazoa; Nematoda; Chromadorea; Rhabditida; Dracunculidae.
AUGCGUUUAUCCAUUGAAAAUGCACUUCACCGAAAAGCUUUUUUAAUUUCAAAACUCGACGACCAAGAACAACAAAAGGAAAUUCAAAAAUUAUUAAUUUUAACUUUCGAGAUGGCUAAGGAAGAUUUUUGUGCGAAAGCCACGACUGUUGCCAUAAUACAAGACGUUUUUGAUACGAUAUCUAUUAAGAAAUGUGAAAAACUUUUUUUUAUAAUCGAAGAUAAUCUUUCGCAGUGGAAAACGGCCUUAUUUUAUGAGCCAUGUAAGAAUAUGAUUUUACGUAUGUGUAAUGAUCUUUUGAAACGUCUUUCACGUACGAUUGAUACAAGUUUUUGUGGAAGAAUUCUGGUAUUAUUAGCUCGAGCAUUACCUCUUUGUGAAAAGUCUGGUCUCAAUCUUGUCAGUCAUUUUAAUUCUGAUAAUAUUACGAAAUAUGAUUCAAUCGAAUCACCAUCUGUUGAUGCAAAUAUUACUGAUGUCGAUAUGGAAACAGGAGAGAUCCAAGAAAACAGGUAUCCGUAUUUUAUUUCUCUAAGGGAUUUGGAGAACUUUGCAUUUUAUAAAAGAUUUUGGCAGUUGCAAACAUUUUUUUCAACUCCACUAUUAUUAUUUUGCUUUUUUAUUGCUUUUAUCAUUAUAAUUUUAUUUCAGAACACAACAGAAGUUUUCAAUGUUCUUUCUAGUUAUAAACUUGACGAUAUAUCAGAAGGAAAAAAUUCUUCAAUAUCUCCAAAUAAUGAGAAGAAAAUCAAUGAUGCGAUGGAUACAGGAAUACCUUUCCACAGCACUUCGUCUAAAGUAGAAAAUGAAAACUUUUUUGCGAAAUAUCUUACUAGUCAAAAGCUUCUUCAACUACAGUUGAAUGAUUCGCGAUUUCGUCGGUAUUUUCUUGUUCAAUGUUUAAUUUUAUAUCAGUAUCUUGUGUCUGAUAUAAAAUUUAAAGACAAGUCUUAUACAUUGAAUGAUGAACAAUUGCGGUAUAUAAUUGAAUCAACUGAUAAAUGUUACAAACUUUUGCGCGAAAUUCAUCCGAAUGGCAUACUUUUCGCGAAUUCUGUCAAAGCAAUCUUACAACGCGAAAAAGAAUGGUCUGAUUGGAAAAACAAAGGAUGUCCUGAUUAUACCGUUUCUGCAGAUAAAGAUAAAAUGAGUCCAUAUAAAAAAAAACCGAGAAAUAAAUAUGAUCCAUCCAAAAUUGAUCUUGGAAACCCAGAACUUACCAAAUUAUGGAAUAUUAACCCAAAUAUGUUGGAAGCAUGCCAUGACCGAAAAAGAAAGUUUGUGCCUUGUGUAGCGGAUUUUAUUGCCGAUCCAUUGGACGAGCUUGAUCCGGAGCAACAAGUUGAGGAUCAGUACAAAGCAGUUAAUAAUGAAUUGUUUCAGUGGCGUUGCUCGAGAUUGUUGCUGCAAGAAAGUCCCCUUUAUUUUCAGAUUCCUCUUAAGAAGAAUGAAGUUACGACGAAUAUGGCGCCAUUUUUGGAAGAACUUAUUAAAAAGACUUCAUCAAAUUUUCAGCGAAAUAAUAUUGCAAAUGAUGGCGUUCAUUCAAAUCUCGCAAAAAAAAAGUACCACGGUUCCGAGACAGCUCAGAAUGGAAUUUGUACUUCUGAAUCAUCGCCUUUGAUUUCUGAGCAGCAUAUACAAGAAUUAGCGCCCUUGCUUGUCAAAGACUGGCGCUAUCUUGCGAAAGUCUUGGGGUUCAAAAAUGAUGUUAUUGAUUCAUAUGCAGCAUUAGAGCCAAGUAACGUUAUCAAAACGAUUUUGAAAAGUUGGUGUAAGAGCGAAGGACAGCUGGGAACUGUCAAGAAGCUUAGCAGCUUAUUAUUAACGGCUGAUCUUUUUAGCGAAAAAGUUGGCAGCAUCUUUAAAGCCGUAAAAUUUAAUUUGGUUUUUUAUUUCUAA